Messenger RNA from Fragaria vesca subsp. vesca, 1388 nucleotides. RefSeq names its product KH domain-containing protein At1g09660-like. NCBI's taxonomy places the organism in Eukaryota, Viridiplantae, Streptophyta, Magnoliopsida, Rosales, Rosaceae. The record is from RefSeq and is a predicted model, not a curated record. The coding region runs from base 135 to 1016 and encodes 293 amino acids. Gene Ontology annotation, cellular component: nucleus. Gene Ontology annotation, biological process: regulation of mRNA splicing, via spliceosome. The transcript has 8 exons. Gene Ontology annotation, molecular function: mRNA binding.
CCUGGCACACACAACACACUCCCUACUUGCAGUAAGGGGCAGAGGCAGCGGCAACAUCGAUUCCGAUCUCUCUGCCCCCACCUCAGUCCUAGUCUCUCCGCCCCAUCCUCGUAACUAGUCCAAGUUGUCGUCUGAUGGGAGAGAGAAUUCCUCCUGGGAGUUACUUCCGGUAUCCACCUCCCGGCGUCCCUGCAUCUCCACACCGGUCUCCGCUCCCUUCCGUAGAUCGAGAAAGAUAUUUGGCUGAACUACUGGCAGAGAAGCAAAAGUUGGGGCCAUUUGUGCAGGUUUUGCCACUAUGUAGCAGACUUCUAAGUCAUGAAAUCCGAAGGGUGUCGGGCUUCAAUCAAUCUCUUGCAGAUCAUGAAUUACUUGAGCGUGAAAGUCCGUAUAGGUCAUUAGGUCAACACACAAAUGGUAGACCAAUGGAUUUGGAGGGAUGGUCAGGAAUGCAAAUGGAGGAAAAUGGACAUAUCCAACGAAUGGUCCCAUUUCAAUCUCCUUCGAUGGUUUGGCCUGGGGUGCAAGGAAUUCCAACCACUCCUAUUGUAAAGAGAGUUAUUAGACUUGAUGUUCCGGUGGACAAAUAUCCACAUUACAAUUUUGUAGGCCGAAUUUUGGGACCACGUGGGAACUCCCUAAAAAGAGUUGAAGCCAUGACAGAAUGUAGGGUGUAUAUUCGAGGAAAGGGAUCUGUGAAGGAUUCGGUAAAGGAAGAAAAAUUAAAAGAAAAGCCUGGAUACGAACAUCUUAAUGAGCCAUUACAUGUGUUGGUGGAGGCUGAAUUUCCUGAAGAUAUAAUCAAUGCUCGCUUGGACUAUGCAGUGGCUAUGCUAGAGAACCUUCUCAAGCCAGUGGAUGAGUCUUUUGAUCACUAUAAGAAGCAACAGCUGAGAGAAUUGGCCAUGCUUAAUGGUACAUUGAGGGAAGAGAGCCCAAGUAUGAGCCCGAGUCUAAGCCCAAGCAUGUCACCCUUCAACAGUACAGGAAUGAAACGUGCCAAGACAGGAAAAUAACUCGUGCAUGUGCUGAUGAUGAACGUGUUUAAUCACUGAAACCAUAGCAUGUGACUCAUUGAGAAUCGUACAGCAUCUUCAUAUGUUGACUGUAUUAAGAAGCUGAUGGUUGAAGCGCUUAUGGACUCUUUGAAGUUUGAAGUCUCAGACGGGUCAUCUAUCUGGUCCAUAAGUUCUGUAUGAUAUUCUUUCAUCCCUUGGAAUCUGGAACACUAAUUUCUUUAGCCAUUGCAGCAUAUAAUCCCUAACUUAUAGGCACUCAUUUAGUAGUUUAUGAUUGUGAUUCUGCACAAACGUUUGUGUUUGAUGCAUAUAUUCUUAUAUGCCUGCAAUUAUUUCAAAAUAAUGAAAAUAUUAUUGAAGUUUCAAACA